Molecule: messenger RNA, 756 nt
Organism: Dentiscutata heterogama
Lineage: Eukaryota; Fungi; Glomeromycota; Glomeromycetes; Diversisporales; Gigasporaceae
Source: the annotation of a GenBank genome assembly
AUGAGUCCUCCACGUAAUAAAGGUAAAUCAAGUGAAAAUCCUAAAUGUACAAUAUGUGUUUAUCAUUUUAAAGAUUUAGAUGGACAUGUUUUGAGGAUGCAUGGAACUACAAGUAAUACAAGACAAGAGAGAAGAAAUGCGAAUUUCCAACAUCGAAACAAGGGUUAUAUAAGAAUUCUCUGUAAUCAAAAAUGCAGUGCAUUAGAAGACAGAUUAAUUUUUGAAGAAAAAAUUAGAUGGUUCAUCUUGUUGAAAAACAUCGCUAAAAUUUCAGAUGAGAACAAUCUUUCAAUUUUUCAAUUGAUUUAUUCAAAUUUUAAUCGUGCAAAAAGAGAGAACGAUGACAAAAUUAAAAGAUUACGCGAAGAAGUCGAAGUUCUUAGAAAAGAACUUGAAAAAGUUAAAAAUAAACUCAAAGAACUUGAACAAGUAAACAAUGCAGAUUCAGUUUUGAAUUCGAUGAGAGUGGAACUUGAUCAAAAGGAUGAAAAUAUCGAUUUAUUGACAAAACAAGUCUCAGAAUUAAAAUUAGUCAACGAAGAAAGGAAUAACGUUAUCAAAAAAUUAGAAGAUGAUAUGAAUGAUGCGAUAGCUAAACUUGCUUCUAAGGAAAAAAAAUACAAGUCUGCCAUAGUAGUAAAUGAAAAAGAUCUUAAAGAAAGAGACCAAAGGGAAACCAAAAUCAAGAUACUAGAAUCUAAGUUAGGUAGUAAUAAUGCGAUAUAUGAAAUUAUAGAUUCUGAUACAGAUCCUUGA